UGAUCGUGGUGGAGUACCGGUCUUGCUCACUCUUUUACUGUUACAGCGCGCACCCAUUCUUUAAUGUGCUGCACUGCUGCUUUUGCUUCUUUCUCCGGCCACCACUUUGAAAACUACUGCAGGGCUUCCAGAUUUCCCCAUUUUAAUGAUUUGGGCAUAAAAUUAAUCGUACAAUAAUCUCCUGACGAAUUCAAUUAGUGGGUAUUAAUUACAGAUGGGUAAUAUUUUUGUGAAAAAACCCAAGAUCACUGAGGUUGAUCGUGCAAUUCUCUCUCUCAAAACUCAAAGGCGCAAGCUUGGUCAGUAUCAGCAACAGCUUGAAGCUGUUAUUGAAGCUGAAAAACAAGCUGCACGGGACUUGAUUCGCGAUAAGAGAAAAGAUAGAGCCUUACUUGCAUUGAAGAAGAAGAAGGUGCAGGAAGAGUUGCUGCAGAAAGUUGACGCUUGGCUAAUUAAUGUUGAGCAGCAAUUGGCAGAUAUUGAAUUAGCCAGCAAGCAGAAGGCUGUUUAUGAGAGCUUGCAGUCAGGAAACAACGCAAUGAAAGCUAUACAAAGUGAGAUCAACCUGGACGAUGUUCAAAAGUUGAUGGAUGAUACUGCAGAAGCUAAAGCCUACCAAGAUGAAAUCAAUGCCAUCUUGGGAGAGAAAUUAACUGCUGAAGACGAGGAAGAAGUUCUAGCAGAAUUUGACAACUUAGAAGCACAGCUUACUGCCCAAGAUUUGCCUGAAGUUCCCACUGCAGCUCCUGAAGAAGAAGAGAAGUUGGAGCUACCUGAUGUUCCUACCAAGGUCCCUGUUGCUUCAAAUGUGGCUGCUAAAGAUUUUGAAGAGGUUUCAGAUGAACUUCCUGAGAAGAGAAAAGUUAUGGAAGAACCAUUGCCGGCAUAGUAAAAUAAGGCUUCCGAGUUGAUCAUAGAGCACGAGCUGUGAUGGCACAAGCCCUUCUCAUUGUUUUAUUUGGUGUUACAGUUGAGAUAAUGUUCGGAAGGCUGAUGUUUGUGCCCCAUUAAUUUUCUUUCUUCUGGUAUUGUAUAGUAUUGCAGUUGUGUACAUUAUCUUCAAAUUUUAUUCUGGCUGUUCUCCAAAUAGGAAAAAAGGAAAAAAAGAAAGAGCAGCUGUUUGAAUCUUUAAUAUGUACAGAUUUGAAUCCACUUAUGGUCUGUUUGGAAUUAUAAAUUUCAUUUGCCGACUUUAUAA
Beta vulgaris subsp. vulgaris (sugar beet) is the source of this 1198-nucleotide messenger RNA. Its product is annotated as vacuolar protein sorting-associated protein 20 homolog 2. The transcript is spliced from 6 exons. Gene Ontology annotation, cellular component: ESCRT III complex; multivesicular body. Gene Ontology annotation, biological process: vesicle budding from membrane; late endosome to vacuole transport via multivesicular body sorting pathway. NCBI's taxonomy places the organism in Eukaryota, Viridiplantae, Streptophyta, Magnoliopsida, Caryophyllales, Amaranthaceae. The record is from RefSeq and is a predicted model, not a curated record. Bases 215 to 889 code for a protein of 224 amino acids.